AGCCACCAAAUGCACCAUCAGUCAGAUUUUUCAUAUUUGAAAAAAAAAAAUACAAAAUAAAUAAGUAUAUUCUUUCUUGGUUAUCUCAAUCUUCGCUUAAACUUUAAAAAGAGUUCAUUUCAUUUCUUCUCCGAUCAAGUUUCGUUCUCUCUGCAGAAUUGUCUGUCCUAGCGCUUGAUUUUCAAAUAUGGCUAAUGCUGCUUCGGGUAUGGCUGUGCAUGAUGACUGCAAGUUAAGGUUUUUGGAGUUGAAGGCCAAAAGAACCUACCGCUAUAUUGUGUUUAAGAUUGAGGAGAAACAGAAGCAGGUUAUUGUAGAAAAGGUUGGUGAGCCUUCUCAAAGCUAUGAAGACUUUACUGCAAGCCUUCCUGCGGAUGAGUGCCGUUAUGCUGUGUAUGAUUUUGAUUUUGUUACUGAGGAGAACUGCCAGAAAAGCAGGAUUUUCUUCAUUGCCUGGUCUCCUGAUACAUCAAGGGUAAGAAGCAAGAUGAUAUAUGCAAGCUCCAAGGACAGGUUCAAGAGAGAGCUUGAUGGGAUUCAAGUAGAGCUGCAGGCGACUGAUCCUACUGAGAUGGGUCUUGACGUUUUUAAAAGCCGUGCCAACUGAAUAAAAGUCUCCACCUCUCAAAAUGGAGAUUGUAUCAAUUCUGUCGGCUUUACCCAUUGUUAAUAGUUUAUGGAGGCAGUGUGGACCUGACUGAAUUAUGAUAUACUGGUUUGUUCAUGCAGUUUCACCUAUGCAGCAUUUCUUCAUCUAGAACCAAUUCAGUGAUUUUUGGUGAUGUCUUUAUCAAUUUGUUAUGGUGUGGAAGUUAUAAAAUGAGUGGCUACUUGUAGUUAUUUCUACAAAGCUAAGGUGGACCCUUCUAGGGUUUCCAUUUCUUUUAA
This is a messenger RNA of Mangifera indica (mango), 888 nucleotides long. Its product is annotated as actin-depolymerizing factor 2-like. Gene Ontology annotation, molecular function: actin filament binding. The transcript has 3 exons. Gene Ontology annotation, cellular component: actin cytoskeleton; cytoplasm. Gene Ontology annotation, biological process: actin filament depolymerization. The record is from RefSeq and is a predicted model, not a curated record. The coding region runs from base 188 to 607 and encodes 139 amino acids. NCBI's taxonomy places the organism in Eukaryota, Viridiplantae, Streptophyta, Magnoliopsida, Sapindales, Anacardiaceae.